CCCGUGCGCCGGCGCCAUGGCGGAGCAGGAGAGCCUGGAGUUCGGGAAGGCGGACUUCGUGCUGAUGGACACCGUCUCCAUGCCCGAGUUCAUGGCCAACCUCCGGCUCAGAUUUGAAAAAGGACGCAUCUACACAUUCAUUGGGGAAGUCGUUGUCUCUGUGAAUCCCUACAAGUCGCUGAACAUUUACGGGAGAGACACGAUCGAGCAGUACAAAGGGCGUGAGCUGUACGAGAGACCCCCGCACCUUUUUGCCAUUGCUGAUGCUGCUUACAAGGCUAUGAAGAGGCGAUCCAAAGACACGUGCAUUGUGAUAUCAGGGGAAAGCGGAGCCGGUAAAACAGAAGCCAGUAAGUACAUCAUGCAGUACAUUGCGGCCAUCACCAACCCCAGUCAGAGAGCAGAGAUCGAAAGAGUGAAGAAUAUGUUGCUUAAAUCUAACUGUGUCCUGGAAGCUUUUGGAAACGCCAAAACCAACCGCAAUGACAACUCAAGCAGGUUUGGAAAAUACAUGGAUAUCAACUUUGAUUUCAAGGGAGACCCGAUUGGUGGACACAUCAAUAACUAUUUAUUGGAGAAGUCUCGAGUUAUUGUGCAACAGCCAGGAGAAAGAAGCUUUCAUUCUUUCUAUCAGCUGCUGCAAGGAGGUUCGGACCAGAUGCUACGUUCUCUGCAUCUCCAGAAAUCCUUGUCAUCCUACAACUACAUCCAUGUUGGAGCCCAGCUAAAGUCAUCUAUCAAUGAUGCUGCAGAAUUCAAAGUAGUAGCCGAUGCCAUGAAAGUAAUUGGCUUCAAAACCGAGGAGAUUCAAACAGCGUAUAAAAUCUUGGCUGCUAUUCUUCACUUGGGAAAUUUAAAGUUUGUUGUGGAUGGUGACACGACCCUGAUUGAAGACGGCAAGCUUGUGUCUAUCAUUGCGGAAUUGCUGUCCACCAAGACAGACAUGGUGGAGAAAGCCCUCCUCUACCGGACGGUGGCCACGGGCCGUGACGUCAUUGACAAGCAGCACACAGAGCAGGAAGCCAGCUACGGAAGGGAUGCCUUCGCCAAGGCCAUAUACGAGCGCCUUUUCUGUUGGAUUGUCUCCCGCAUCAAUGAUAUUAUUGCGGUCAAGAACUCAGACACCACCAUCCAUGGCAAGAACACUGUUAUUGGUGUCUUGGAUAUCUAUGGCUUUGAAAUCUUCGACAACAACAGCUUUGAGCAAUUCUGCAUCAAUUACUGCAACGAGAAGCUCCAGCAGCUGUUUAUUCAGCUGGUCCUGAAGCAAGAACAGGAGGAGUACCAGCGGGAAGGGAUCCCCUGGAAGCAUAUUGAUUACUUCAACAAUCAGAUCAUUGUGGACCUGGUGGAGCAGCAGCACAAGGGGAUCAUUGCCAUCCUGGAUGACGCCUGCAUGAACGUCGGCAAAGUCACUGAUGAGAUGUUCCUAGAAGCACUUAACAGUAAACUGGGCAAACACGGUCAUUUUUCCAGCCGCAAGCUCUGCGCCUCGGACAAAAUCCUGGAGUUUGAUCGAGAUUUUCGAAUUCGACAUUAUGCAGGGGACGUUGUGUAUUCUGUCGUUGGUUUUAUUGACAAAAACAAAGACACUUUAUUUCAAGAUUUCAAGCGCCUCAUGUAUAACAGUUCAAAUCCUGUGCUGAAGAAUAUGUGGCCUGAAGGCAAACUGAGCAUUACAGAGGUGACCAAGAGACCACUGACCGCUGCCACCUUAUUUAAGAAUUCUAUGAUUGCUUUGGUAGACAACCUUGCUUCAAAGGAACCAUAUUACGUACGUUGCAUCAAACCCAACGACAUGAAAUCCCCACAGAUCUUUGAUGAUGAACGCUGCCGGCAUCAAGUAGAGUAUCUCGGACUCCUAGAAAACGUGAGGGUGCGUCGGGCAGGCUUUGCCUUCCGCCAGACCUACGAGAAGUUUCUUCACAGGUACAAAAUGAUCUCUGAAUUCACCUGGCCCAACCAUGACCUCCCCUCAGACAAAGAGGCUGUCAAGAAACUGGUCGAAUACUGUGGCUUUCAGGAUGAUGUGGCUUAUGGGAAGACCAAAAUUUUCAUUCGAACACCCCGAACAUUGUUUACCUUAGAAGAGCUCCGUGCUCAGAUGCUUGUAAGGAUUGUCCUCUUUCUACAAAAGGUGUGGCGGGGCACCCUGGCCCGCAUGCGGUACAAGAGGACCAAAGCAGCACGAACGAUUAUCAGAUACUACCGUCGCUACAAGGUCAAGUCCUACAUCCACGAGGUGGCCAGACGCUUCCACGGCAUCAAGACCAUGAGGGACUAUGGCAAGCACGUGCAGUGGCCAACCCCACCUAAAGUUCUUCACCAUUUCGAGGAGGUCCUACAGGCAAUUUUUAAUAGAUGGAGAGCAUCCCAACUUAUCAAGACCAUACCUGCUUCAGACUUGCCUCAAGUGAGGGCAAAAGUUGCAGCCGUGGAAAUGUUGAAGGGUCAAAGGGCUGACCUUGGGCUCCAGAGAGCCUGGGAGGGCAACUAUCUUGCUUCGAAACCAGAUACACCUCAGACCUCAGGCACAUUCGUCCCCGUUGCGAAUGAACUGAAACGGAAGGACAAAUAUAUGAACGUCCUCUUUUCCUGUCAUGUCCGUAAGGUGAAUCGAUUUAGUAAGGUGGAAGAUCGAGCAAUUUUUGUCACUGACCGUCACCUGUAUAAAAUGGACCCCACUAAGCAGUACAAGGUGAUGAAGACCAUCCCUCUAUACAACUUGACUGGUCUAAGCGUCUCCAAUGGAAAGGACCAACUUGUAGUGUUCCAUACGAAAGACAACAAAGACCUAAUUGUCUGCCUCUUCAGCAAACAGCCAACCCAUGAGAGUCGAAUUGGAGAACUGGUUGGAGUCCUGGUGAAUCAUUUCAAGAGUGAGAAGCGCCACCUUCAAGUCAACGUCACCAACCCCGUCCAGUGCAGCCUGCACGGGAAGAAGUGCACGGUCUCCGUGGAGACACGGCUCAACCAGCCGCAGCCUGACUUCACCAAGAAUCGCUCGGGCUUCAUCCUCAGCGUGCCUGGCAAUUGAGGCGCAGGGAGAUGGGGGCUGCCCGCCCAGCCGCCGCUAGACGCCCGCUCGCCAGGGUCCAGGCUGGGAGGGGCCCCCUGCCUCCCCUGCGGCUCCUCCCCGAGGUCCAGCCCGGCUUCUGCCUUUGAUCUCUGUCUUCCUCUAUCCCGACUGUCCACGGCCCCCUCAACAAAUCAAAGACGAAUGUGUCCUGCCCAGCCUGCAGCAGCCCCUCCAAAACAGCUCCCCUCUGGUCAGUGAGGGCCACCCCCAUGCCAGGUCAGAUCGGCCUGCUGGCGACUGGCCCUGCCCGAGGAGGGCUGGGGGCGGGGCCUGCAUGUCGUUUCCAACCAAAGCCAAGCCUCUGGAGUUGGGAGCGGCUGUGGGGAGGUAGCCCUGCCCUCUCUGGGCCCAGCUGCCCCCUCCUCCCCAAGGGGAUGGCAACCCCACGCCCUGGUUCAAGGAGCUUCUCAGAGCUCCCCGUGGACUCCCUUUCCCCAGCAGCCCGCCAAGAUCACCAGGUGAGCAGGUUCACCUGGAGAGCCAGCCCCUCAACCCAGGAGCCCCUGGCCAAAGGAACCACCUUGCCCAGUGGGCAGUCUGUCCCACUCGGAGCCAGCCCCCAGCCCCUUGACCCUCUGCCCGGAGAGCAUGGCUCGGGGAAUGCUCCAAGAAUCGUCUUACUUAGCCCUGCAGCCUAGGCCGUGAUUGUCUUACACUUAUUUCUGCAGUUAGGAGCAGGGUUACUAACCAGAUACCAUGUCCUCUGUGCCACACUGGUGUCAGGAACUCUAAUGAAAUGGAAUAAAAGGGGAGCACUAGGGGGUCUGGAAGUUUUCCCUCUCCAACACCUCUGCCUCACACUCACGUGAAGAACCAGGCCGGGGGCGGGCGGGUCGGGG
Molecule: messenger RNA, 3918 nt
Organism: Budorcas taxicolor (takin)
Lineage: Eukaryota; Metazoa; Chordata; Mammalia; Artiodactyla; Bovidae
Gene: MYO1D
Product: myosin ID
Exons: 22
Coding region: 17-3037 (1006 amino acids)
Biological process (GO): vesicle transport along actin filament; actin filament organization
Cellular component (GO): myosin complex; vesicle; microvillus
Molecular function (GO): ATP binding; microfilament motor activity; actin filament binding
Source: RefSeq, a predicted model, not a curated record